Canis lupus familiaris (dog) is the source of this 2648-nucleotide messenger RNA. RefSeq names its product RAP1 GTPase activating protein 2 (gene RAP1GAP2). Gene Ontology annotation, cellular component: cytoplasm; plasma membrane. NCBI's taxonomy places the organism in Eukaryota, Metazoa, Chordata, Mammalia, Carnivora, Canidae. Gene Ontology annotation, molecular function: GTPase activator activity. Gene Ontology annotation, biological process: regulation of small GTPase mediated signal transduction; activation of GTPase activity. The record is from RefSeq and is a predicted model, not a curated record.
CCUCCGCCCAGUGGCCCGCGGCGGGCCGGGAGCGAGCGGCCGGGCGAGGCAUGGCGGGCCGCCGGGCGCCGGGGGAGAAGCGCUGGCAGCUGGUGCGCUGGUACGUGCAGGAAGGACGGUUCCGAAUUGAGGAGAGGACACUGACAGCCUUCCAGUGGCUCUACAACCCACAGCAGCAUCGCAUCCUCAGCCGCGCUGACCUAGAAUCUCCCUCCAGGAUCGACAAGACCAUGCUGGCGAGCCUAAAGGUCAAGAAGCAGGAGCUGGCCAACAGCUCAGAUGUGACCUUCCCAGACCAGCCCCUGUCCCCUCCUCUCACUGCACCUCCCACCAUGAAGUCGGCAGAGUUCUUCGAGAUGCUGGAGAAAAUGCAGGGAAUCAAGCUUGAAGAGCAAAAGCCAGGACCCCAGAAGAACAAGGACGACUAUAUCCCGUAUCCCAGCAUUGAUGAGGUUGUGGAGAAAGGAGGCCCGUAUCCCCUGAUUGUCCUGCCUCAGUUUGGGGGCUAUUGGAUUGAGGACCCGGAGAACGUGGGGACGCCGACCUCCCUUGGUAGCAGCAUCUGUGAGGAAGAAGAAGAAGACAGCCUCAGCCCCAGCACAUUUGGCUAUAAGCUCGAGUGCAAGAGUGAAGCCAGGGCCUACCGCAGGCACUUCCUAGGGAAGGAUCACCUAAACUUUUACUGUACUGGCAGCAGUUUGGGGAACUUGCUGCUGUCCAUCAAGUGUGAGGAGGCAGAGGGCAUGGAGUACCUUCGGAUCAUUCUCAGGUCCAAAGUGAAGACAGUGCACGAGCGGAUCCCCUUGGCUGGACUGAGCAAAUUGCCCAGCGUCCCUCAGAUUGCAAAGGCUUUCUGUGAUGAUGCUGUGGGGCUGAAAUUCAACCCUGUUCUGUAUCCCAAGGCCUCACAAAUGAUUGUGUCCUAUGAUGAGCACGAUGUCAACAACACAUUCAAAUUUGGGGUUAUUUAUCAAAAAGCAAGGCAGACCCUGGAGGAAGAGCUGUUUGGGAACAAUGAGGAGAGCCCAGCUUUCAAGGAGUUCUUAGACCUGUUGGGAGACACGAUCACACUGCAGGACUUCAAAGGUUUCCGAGGAGGCCUGGACGUGACCCACGGACAGACGGGGGUGGAAUCCGUGUACACGGUAUUCCGGGACAGGGAGAUCAUGUUUCACGUCUCCACAAAGCUGCCGUUCACCGAGGGAGACGCCCAGCAGCUCCAGAGAAAGAGACACAUUGGGAAUGACAUUGUGGCCAUCAUCUUCCAAGAAGAAAACACACCAUUCGUCCCUGAUAUGAUUGCUUCCAACUUCUUACACGCCUACAUCGUUGUGCAGGCCGAGAACUCAGGCACAGAGACCCCGUCCUACAAGGUCUCAGUCACUGCACGGGAAGAUGUACCCGCCUUUGGCCCACCUCUGCCCAGCCCUCCUGUUUUCCAGAAGGGCCCAGAGUUCAGGGAGUUCCUGCUUACCAAGCUCACCAACGCAGAGAACGCCUGCUGCAAGUCAGACAAGUUUGCGAAGCUGGAGGACCGGACGCGGGCCGCCCUGCUGGACAACCUCCAUGAUGAGCUUCACACCCACACGCAGGCUAUGCUGGGACUGGGCCCUGAAGAGGACAAGUUUGAGAAUGGAGGCCAUGGAGGAUUCCUGGAGUCGUUUAAGAGGGCCAUCCGUGUGCGCAGCCACUCCAUGGAGACCAUGGUGAGCAGCCAGAAGAAGCAGCACAGUGGAGGCAUCCCUGGCAGCCUCAGCGGAGGCAUCUCGCACAACAGCAUGGAGGUCACCAAGACCACCUUCUCGCCUCCAGUGGUGGUGGCGGCGGUGGCAAAGAACCAGUCACGGAGCCCCAUCAAGCGGCGGUCGGGGCUCUUCCCCCGUCUGCACACAGGUUCUGAAGGCCAAGGCGACAGCCGGACUCGAUGUGAUAGCGCAUCCAGCAACCCCAAGACCCCGGAUGGUGUACACCCUUCUCAAGAGAUAAAGUCUGAGGCCUCCUCCAAUCCCAGCUCUCCAGAAAUCUGUCCCAACAAGGAGAAGCCCUUCAUCAAGUUGAAGGAGAAUGGCCGAGCCAACAUCUCCCGCUCCUCCUCUAGCACCAGCAGCUUCAGCAGCACAGCGGGGGAGGGCGAGGCCAUGGAAGAAUGUGACAGUGGGAGUAGCCAGCCGUCCACGACCUCGCCCUUCAAGCAGGAGGUGUUUGUGUACAGCCCGUCCCCGAGCAGCGAGAGCCCUGGCCUGGGGGCAGCUGCCACCCCCAUCAUCAUGAGCCGGAGUCCUACAGAUGCCAAAAGCAGAAACUCCCCGAGGUCAAAUCUGAAAUUCCGCUUUGAUAAGCUCAGCCAUGCCAGCUCUAGUGCGGGUCACUAAUGUGAAAGAGGAGUCCUUCGCUUGUCAAAGGGAAGUUCCGGUUCUGUCUGGGAGAAGGCUCCUAUUCCAGCAGUUUGGGGGUGCCAUCCACUACUCUGACCAUCACAGGCCUGCUGCCCCGGCCACCUGCCCACCACUGUCCCAGUGUCCCAGUUUGGCCACACUCCUGCCUGUCCCCUUGCCAAGACACUCUGCGAGCACUUCUUCUCUGGCCAAGGCCUCGUUACACCGGCCUGCCCCUGCUCUGACCACCCUAUGUUAUGUGUGUCUGGGUCA